AUGACUGUGGCGAAUACCGAGACCCAUUCUGCUGCUAAACCAUCGAGUACUAUAGGCCCAUGGAAGCUUGGUGAAACACUGGGCUUUGGUAGCACCGGCAAGGUCCAACUUGCGCAACAUGAGCGCACGGGCCAUAGAACAGCCGUCAAAGUAAUCUCAAAGUCCAUUUUCAACAACAACGGAAACCACAGUAACGACGAUUCAGUGCUGCCAUACAACAUCGAGCGUGAGAUUGUUAUUAUGAAACUUUUGAGCCACCCAAACGUUCUGAGUCUUUACGACGUUUGGGAAACCAACAAUAACCUGUACCUUAUCCUGGAAUACGCCGAAAAGGGAGAACUGUUCAACUUGCUUGUGGACCACGGUCCCUUGCCCGAGCGUGAGGCCAUCAAUUGCUUCAGACAGAUAAUUAUAGGCAUUUCAUACUGCCAUGCGCUAGGAAUAGUACAUCGGGAUUUAAAGCCAGAAAAUCUUUUGCUCGAUAGUUUCUAUAAUAUCAAAAUUGCGGAUUUUGGUAUGGCAGCUUUACAGACAGACGCCGACCUGCUAGAAACUUCUUGUGGGUCUCCUCAUUAUGCCGCUCCUGAGAUCGUAUCAGGUCUGCCCUAUGAAGGAUUUGCCAGCGACGUUUGGUCUUGCGGUGUAAUCCUCUUUGCCCUUUUAACGGGUAGACUACCCUUCGAUGAAGAAAACGGUAAUGUUAGGGAUUUGUUAUUGAAAGUCCAAAAGGGCCAGUUUGAAAUGCCCAAUGACACCGAAAUUUCCAGAGAUGCACAAGAUUUAAUCGGCAAGAUUCUCGUUGUAGAUCCCAGGCAAAGAAUAAAAAUCAGAGACAUCCUUAGUCAUCCACUGCUAAAAAAAUAUCAAACCAUUAAGGAUUCCAAAAGUAUCAAAGAUUUACCUCGUGAAAAUACCUAUCUAUAUCCACUGGCUGACUCGAACAACCAUACUAGCGCCUCUAUCGAUGAUUCAAUCCUACAAAACUUGGUGGUACUUUGGCAUGGUAGACACGCCGAUGACAUCGUAUCUAAACUGAAAGAGAAUGGAACCAACAAAGAAAAAAUUCUAUAUGCGCUACUAUACCGUUUCAAACUGGACUCUGUAAGGGGAUCGAAUAAGAAGAACCGCAAUAAGAUAAAGAAAACCAAAAAAAAUAAAAGAUCUAGCACACUUUCGUCAUCGUCAUCAUUAUUAUUGAACAACCGAAGCAUACAAUCUACGCCACGCAGACGUACAUCCAAGAGGCAUUCCAGGGAAUUCUCUUCUAGCAGGAAGAGAUCGUCCUUUUUACUGUCCUCGAAUCCUACCGAUAGUUCUCCAAUACCUUUGAGAAGUAGUAAAAGAAUUACACAUAUUAACGUAGCGUCUGCAAAUACCCAAGCAACGCCAAGUGGUGUCCCGAAUCCUCACAAGAGGAACUCAAAAAAACGGUCAAGCAAAAGAUUAUCUUAUAUGCCUAAUACAAAAAGAAGCUCACUAACAUCAAAAUCAUUAUCAAACUUUACUAACCUAAUAGAUGAUGAUGAUUGGGAGUACAUUGAAAAGGAUGCAAAGAGAACAAGUUCCAACUUCGCUACACUGAUUGAUGAAAUAUUUGAGCCUGAGAAAUUUGAAUUGGCGAAAAGAGAAAAGGCUGAACUUCAAAGAAAAGUUCAGGAAGCAAAAAGGCAAUCAGUGAAUGCACAGAAGAUUAAUGAGGACGAGUUUGGAUCCGAAGUUUCUGAUGGAAUGAAAGAGCUGAAAAAAAUAAAUGACAAAGUGUCGUCCCCGUUGAUAAAUUACGAAUUUUCGCAACAAGAACUAUUGCAAGAUAUAGACACCUUACUAACGAAUCGUUAUCAACUUUCGUCAUAUACUAGGCCUAUUUCGAGACUGGAUCCCGGAUUAACGCCUGUUACUGAGACACUUCCUAACAACCUAAAAGAAAAAACAGCUCUGCUGCAGGAUACUGAAAAGAAAAUAAUAGAAACGAUACGCAGAUCCAAAUUUUUAGGAUCGCUACUAAAUGUUAGAGGGGGACUAUCGCCAGGGAAAAGUGAACUGGCACCUAUCGAAGAGUCUCCCAUAGUUUCAACCACACCACUAAUAUAUAAUGAUCGAAUGGAACCUCGUAGGAUAUCCGAUGUGGAAGUCCCACAUUUCACGAGGAAAUCAAAACACUUUACUACUGCUAAUAAUCGGCGCUCAGUCUUAUCUUUGUAUGCGAAGGAUUCAAUCAAAGACUUAAACGAAUUUUUAAUAAAGGAAGAUCCUGAUUUGCCUCCACAAGGAAGCACUGAUAACGAAAGUAGGAGCGAAGAUCCCGAAAUAGCCGAGAGUAUCACUGAUUCAAGGAAUAUACAAUAUGAUGAGGAUGAUAGUAAGGAUGGUGAUAAUGUGAAUAAUGAUAAUAUAUUGAGCGACUUUCCUCAAGGCGUUGGCAUAUCACAGGAAUACGACAUGAAGGAUAAAAAUCCAAACCAAUCUCCAAUAUCAAAAAGCGCAGAGCCCACACUGGUAGUGAAACUUCCGUCUUUGAGUUCUUUCCAAGGAAAAAACGCCAGUGGGUUGGGCCUAUACCAAAGAGAGCCUUCUAAGGUAACCUUACCGAGCCUUACAAGUAAUAACAGCAGCGUCGGAGAAAACAUAGAGGAUGGGGCGGAAAAAGGGACUGAGAGUGAGAAAAUCGCUGCUUCCCUGUCAGACGAUGACUUGAAGGAAGAUAAUGACAAGAAAGAUAACGACACAGUGAAUGCCCCUACUACAGUAAAAAAGCCACCUAACAGCGUACUCUUGAAAAAAUUCUCAAAAGGUAAAAUCUUAGAACUUGAAAUACAUGCCAAAAUACCUGAAAAGAGACUAUACGAGGGCCUACAUAAACUACUAGAAGGCUGGAAGCAAUACGGGUUGAAAAACCUGGUGUUUAACAUCACUAAUAUGAUCAUAACAGGAAAAUUGGUGAAUGACAGUAUUUUAUUUUUACGAUCUACGCUUUUUGAAAUAAUGGUUUUACCAAAUGGAGACGGUAGAAGUUUAAUUAAAUUCAAUAAGAAAACAGGAUCUACUAAAACGCUGACCAAGCUUGCUACAGAAAUCCAAAUUAUUUUACAAAAAGAAGGUGUUUUGGACAAAUAA
Saccharomyces cerevisiae S288C is the source of this 3114-nucleotide messenger RNA. RefSeq names its product serine/threonine protein kinase (gene KCC4). NCBI's taxonomy places the organism in Eukaryota, Fungi, Ascomycota, Saccharomycetes, Saccharomycetales, Saccharomycetaceae. Gene Ontology annotation, molecular function: protein kinase activity; ATP binding; protein serine kinase activity. Gene Ontology annotation, biological process: mitotic morphogenesis checkpoint signaling; septin ring assembly; budding cell bud growth. The record is from RefSeq and is marked reviewed. The coding region runs from base 1 to 3114 and encodes 1037 amino acids. Gene Ontology annotation, cellular component: cleavage apparatus septin structure; cellular bud neck septin structure; cellular bud neck. The transcript has a single exon.